AUGUAUAGCAGACUAGAUUUUUGCCUCCAGGCCUUAGUCGUCGUCGCCGCACUGGCCGCCGCCGCCGGCGCUGCACCGGCUCCCGACUCCCCGUCAUACCACCCGGAGUACCAGUACAAGGAGGAGGCCAAGCCGUUCGCCUACGACUACGCCGUCAACGACCACUACACCGGAGCCAACUUCGCCAAGAAGGAGGAGAGCGAUGGCCACAACACCCAGGGAUAUUACUCGGUGGUUCUGCCCGACGGACGUGUCCAGCACGUCAAGUACGUCGCCGACAACUACGGCGGUUACAACGCUAAGGUCACCUACGAGGGAGAGGCCCAGUACCCCGAGUACCACCCCGCCCCUGCCUACAAGGCUGCUGCCCCGGCUUACAAACCUGCUACUGUUCACAAUUCUUCCCCUGUCUACAAGGUUGCUGCCCUGCCAUACAAGCCUGCAACGUACUCGGCAUGA
Molecule: messenger RNA, 459 nt
Organism: Pollicipes pollicipes
Lineage: Eukaryota; Metazoa; Arthropoda; Thecostraca; Pollicipedomorpha; Pollicipedidae
Product: cuticle protein 7-like
Exons: 1
Coding region: 1-459 (152 amino acids)
Cellular component (GO): extracellular matrix
Source: RefSeq, a predicted model, not a curated record